Molecule: messenger RNA, 1372 nt
Organism: Suillus paluster
Lineage: Eukaryota; Fungi; Basidiomycota; Agaricomycetes; Boletales; Suillaceae
Product: Peroxin 13, N-terminal region-domain-containing protein
Exons: 2
Coding region: 79-1242 (387 amino acids)
Biological process (GO): protein import into peroxisome matrix, docking
Cellular component (GO): peroxisomal membrane; peroxisomal importomer complex; peroxisome
Molecular function (GO): protein binding
Source: RefSeq, a predicted model, not a curated record
AGCCGGCAUUAGCCGGUGUCGCAGAUUCACACGCAUUCUUGUCUCUUGUCAUCGUUAGCAUCGACGGUGAGAACGGCGAUGGCCUCACCACCUAAACCUUGGGAGCGGGGCGCAGCAGCAGCAGCCCCAGCAGCAACUAUCCCUACUACGCUACCCUCAGCUACGACGAGCUCCUCUUCACCAGAACCUCCUUCAGUGCCUGCACGUCCCCCAGCGUUCUCCAACCCAUCUACAUCUAUCGCAUCACCCUAUAAUUCUUUGCAGUCAUCCUACAAUACUCCAUAUUCGCCAUAUUCGCGCCUUGGGUCCUCGUACACCUCACCAUACGGCUCGAGUAUGUACGGUGGUUAUGGCGGAAUGGGCAGCGCCUACGGUACUGGGUACGGUGGGUACGGUGGUUAUGGCAUGAAUAGCAUGUAUGGCGGCAUGGGUGGAAUGGGCAGCAUGGGUGGAAUGGGCGGAAUGGGCGGGACGGGCAUGUAUCCUGGUAUGGAUCCCAACAAUCCUUCCCUUACACAGACCCUCGAAACCACAACCCAACACACCUUCUCCCUUCUCCACUCCAUCGUCCAGACCUUCUCGGGCGUAGCGCAAAUGCUCGAAUCAACAUUCAUGGCGACGCAUAGCUCAUUUUUCGCAAUGGUCGGCGUCAUCGAGCAGUUCAGCCACCUCCGCAAUGCCUUGGGAAGUGUAUUAGGCCUGUUCGGUCUUUUACGGUGGAUGAAGGAGCUCAUCACGGGGCGCCAGAGUUCUACAAGCUCUAUACAGGGCGAAUUUAGAGAAUUCGUCAGUGGCAAGCCCGUUCAGGGUCCGAUGGGUCCCCCUGCUGUCAAGCCCAGCCGAAAACCCAUCAUCAUAUUUUUACUCGCUAUUUUCGGCAUUCCAUAUGCCAUGAUGAAGCUCAUAAAAAUUCUCAAUGAGCGUGCUGUGCAACAGCAGCAGGCCCAGAUUGGCCCCGGUCCGUUGGGCCCCCUUGACCCAUCAACUCUUACAUUUGCACGCGCACUAUAUCCAUUCACGCCUUCAUCUCCAUCCGAGCUUGCGCUCAAGGAGAAUGAAAUUGUCGCCAUCAUGGGCAAGCUGGAUCCCAGCACCGGUGUGGAGGUGGACCCACGGCUGGAGGUGGAGAGUGAGUGGUGGAAAGGUCGGACACGCGAGGGCCGCGAAGGGUGGUUCCCGAAGAAGUGGGUUGAGGUCCUCGAGCGACGAAACCCUGCUGAAGAGGGCAAGAAGGUGGUUUGAGUAUAUGAUAUUGGCUUUCUAUAUGAAGACACAUCACCCUAAUUGUACUUGAUGGCUACCAUGGCUGGCACUGAUACUAUCAUAGCUUUGCCGUACCCAACCGUACGACAAGUGCGGAAGAUUACCAAAU